Messenger RNA from Coregonus clupeaformis (lake whitefish), 1594 nucleotides. RefSeq names its product PIH1 domain containing 2 (gene pih1d2). The coding region runs from base 116 to 1099 and encodes 327 amino acids. NCBI's taxonomy places the organism in Eukaryota, Metazoa, Chordata, Actinopteri, Salmoniformes, Salmonidae. Gene Ontology annotation, cellular component: ribonucleoprotein complex; cytoplasm; R2TP complex. The record is from RefSeq and is a predicted model, not a curated record. Gene Ontology annotation, biological process: rRNA processing; box C/D snoRNP assembly. The transcript is spliced from 6 exons.
UCAUCUCGUUUCCAUAGUAACACAGGUCACUAGCUACAAAGUUGAUUUUGUCAACAUUUAGCUGUAACUUUAGCACAGGGGUCGCAAGAACUUGAAGCAAGCAGGUUUACUAAAUAUGGCUUCUUCCCUGGGGUGUACAAAGGACGUUUUGCAGCAGGUCAACCAGUUCUGGUCCAUGUUAGACGAGCUGUCUCAGAAUGACCCUCAAAGCUACCAGAUGUAUAUCGAGAAACAGAUGAAACAGGGAGCUGAUUAUAAUGCACCACCUCACCCUGACUCCUGCCUACUCAUCGAAAUGCUGGAGCCAAAGAAAGGGUUGCUGUACAUCAAUGUGUGUGGCUGGAAGCGUGUCCCUGCCCCUGCUGAUGAGAACAAGCCAGUGCCUGUGUGUGGAGGGAGACUGGAGACAGACACUGAUGAAAGAGGAGACAACUACAGUGUGGUGGAUGUGGCGUUCAGCCCUGCGGUGCUGCAGCAGGCUCAGCAGGACAAGAGGGAGAAGGACCAGGUCCACCUGUUAGCCCUGAGCUUCACCCAGCAGCAGCAUGGCCUGCGUCUGGCCCAGCAGUACAACGUCAGCAACAGUAAGGUAAAAGGCAGCCUAGAGGACAUGCAGCGCCGCCUGGGUCCUCUAAAACAGUCCAGCCCUGCCACCAACACAGCCUCCCAGACCCCAGCUUCCCUGCUUCAGCAGAUCUCCUCUCUGCGUGAAGGGCAAACUGAGGACAGUACACCUGUGCAGCUCAUCACAUCUGUCCAGCUAACUCCUGGGCCAGGGGACCAAAGCAACAAGACCAAAAACCUGAUCCAGGUGAUCUCCAGCUCAGUGACAGCCCAGCCUCAGCGGCCACAGCACCAGCUCACUGUCAACUCUGACCCCAGGGACCUCUUUCGGAGCCUGAAGCUGACUGUGGAGCUACCAAAGGUUCAGUCCAUCACAGAGUGCCAUCUCAGCAUUUCCCAGGAUGAUGUACUACUAGAAGUGGAGGAUAUGUACCAUCUACACCUGGAGCUGCCUGAGACUGUGAAUGAAGAGUCGGCCUCUGCCACGUUCAACAAGAAGAAACGGACAUUAACUUUGCAAGUGUCUAUACUCUAGUGCCGGUACUGCUGACAUUAAAAAGAAGCAAAUUCAUUAAUAGGCAAACUCUAAAAAAUGUGUCUGCUCUGGCAAGACUGGGACUUUUGAAAUAUAACAAGGCCAUUAGAGAAGGCAGUAAUGUAAUUUCUGCUAUGCAUCCUACAAGCUGUGCGUCUGAACCUUUGUAGUAGUAUACAGUACCUCAGUAAAGACAUUCACAACAACAUUAAUGACUCAUGUGGAAUUAUAGUCCUCCAUGAUCAUGAGUUACAUUAACUGCAUGUCUGGGAAAUAAUUCACAAAUAGUCAAUAUUCAUGCAGUAAUCCAUGUUUAUUAAAACUUCAAAAUUGUAUUGUGAACAACUUCAUUCAUAUUUGGCAACUACAACUUGUACUUCAAACAGUUACUGUAAGUCAAAUGUCCAUAGGACAGAGCCAUUUUGAAAGUAUGGUUUUAUCUCGAAACAGUCAUAAAUAGAUUGGUCCCAAUUGUUAUAAUAACUACAGUGGGGG